GCCUUCAAGCGCAGCGGCAGAGAGCAGCAAGGUUGAAGCUGAAGGGAGCCAAACAGAAAGUCUUGCUUUGGAUGACCUGAAGCAGAAGGUGAAAACCUUGACAGAGGCCUUGUCUGCCCUAGAAGACUCCCAGGGAGGCUUGGCGGAUGAGGUCAAGAGCUUAGCAGAAGCUCUGGAGAAAAACCAGGUAUCGGCGCUGGCUGAUGUGCAAUCUCUCCGAAGACUAGUCGAGGAAGGAGAAACGCCAAAGGUGACCAGAUUGGUGGAGGAAGUGGAAGCCUUACGUCGAAACGUCGAAGAAGGAGAGCCUGCCCAAAAGGUGCAGAGUCUAGACAGCUCAGUGAAGGAUCUGCAGGAAAUCCAACAAGACUUGAAGACGAAGGCAGGGUCUUUUGCCUUGUCAAGACCACUCAAGGAGCUACGUUGGUAA
Molecule: messenger RNA, 430 nt
Organism: Cladocopium goreaui
Lineage: Eukaryota; Dinophyceae; Suessiales; Symbiodiniaceae
Source: the annotation of a GenBank genome assembly